This is a messenger RNA of Meleagris gallopavo (turkey), 2865 nucleotides long. The record is from RefSeq and is a predicted model, not a curated record. Lineage: Eukaryota; Metazoa; Chordata; Aves; Galliformes; Phasianidae.
CGAGGGAGCGGGGCGGGGUGGUACGGAAGCGUGGCAGAAGGGAAUCGUGAAACGCCGUUGUCAGAGCGGAGCGCUCAGCCCGCCGCCGCACGGACUGACGGAGCGCUGCCAUGGAGCCGCCGAGCCGCCCGGAGCAUAGCGCUGCUUAACGGGAGGCGGGAGCUGCGUGUGGCAGAGCCGGAGCUGCGCUCACACGUUGCCUCGUGCCCGCCGGCUCCUCCGUUGACUUCGUCUGCCUUCGUUUCCCUUUGGAUUCGUAGCGUACUUUCGUGAAUUCAAUCCCGUGAGUUUGUACGGAAGCCGAAUGACGCGUGUGUUUUGAAACGCUGCUCGGAUUCUCGCUCGGUCUCCAAACGAGCCCGAUUUUACUGUUUGGUGAACACUAUCUCCGGAGAAGUUGCUAUAGAUUGCUUUAUAACGGUUCUGCAAGAAGGGGGGGGGAGUUUCCGGCUUGCAGGACCAAGAAACUGGAUACUAAAAGUCACUUAAAUGUUCUAACAGCGUUGGAAAAUGGGAGCUGCUACGAAGUUAGCGUUCGCUGUUUUUCUCAUCUCGUGUUCUUCAGGUGCCAUUCUUGGCAGAUCAGAAACACAAGAGUGCAUCUACUACAACGCUAAUUGGGAGAAAGAUAAAACAAAUCGCAGCGGCAUUGAGCCCUGUUAUGGAGAUAAAGAUAAAAGACGACACUGCUUUGCUACAUGGAAGAAUAUUUCUGGAUCAAUUGAAAUUGUGAAACAAGGUUGCUGGCUAGAUGACAUCAACUGUUAUGACAGGAAUGAUUGCAUAGAGAAAAAAGACAGCCCUGAAGUGUUCUUCUGUUGUUGUGAAGGCAACAUGUGCAAUGAACGCUUCUUCUAUUUUCCAGAAAUGGAGGUCACGCAGCCAACUUCCAACCCGGUCACACCGAAGCCACCUCUAUUCAACACCUUGCUUUAUUCAUUGGUGCCUAUAAUGGGAAUUGCAGUGAUUGUGCUCUUUUCAUUUUGGAUGUACAGACAUCACAAGCUAGCAUAUCCUCCAGUACUUGUUCCAACCCAACACGCCUUUCAUAUAAUGAUUGAGGAUCCUGGACCACCACCGCCUUCACCAUUGAUGGGUUUGAAGCCACUGCAGUUGCUAGAGAUCAAAGCCAGGGGACGAUUUGGGUGUGUGUGGAAAGCUCAGCUGCUGAAUGAAUAUGUUGCAGUCAAAAUAUUCCCUAUCCAGGACAAACAGUCGUGGCAGAACGAAUAUGAAAUUUACAGCCUACCUGGAAUGAAGCAUGACAAUAUCUUACAGUUCAUCGGUGCAGAGAAACGAGGCACUAGCAUUGAUGUGGAUCUCUGGUUAAUUACAGCAUUUCACGAAAAGGGUUCAUUAACUGACUUCCUCAAGGCUAACGUGGUUUCCUGGAACGAGCUGUGUCACAUUGCUCAGACUAUGGCUCGAGGCUUGGCUUAUCUCCACGAGGAUAUUCCAGGGCUAAAGGAUGGACAUAAACCCGCCAUCUCACAUAGGGACAUCAAGAGCAAGAAUGUGCUGCUGAAAAACAACCUUACAGCCUGCAUUGCUGAUUUCGGUCUAGCUUUAAAGUUUGAGGCUGGAAAAUCUGCAGGAGAUACACAUGGACAGGUUGGCACACGAAGGUAUAUGGCUCCUGAGGUCCUAGAAGGUGCUAUAAACUUCCAAAGGGAUGCGUUUUUGAGAAUAGACAUGUAUGCCAUGGGCUUGGUCCUCUGGGAGCUGGCAUCACGCUGCACUGCCUCAGAUGGCCCUGUAGAUGAGUACAUGUUGCCAUUUGAAGAAGAAAUUGGCCAGCAUCCUUCCCUUGAAGACAUGCAGGAAGUUGUGGUUCAUAAAAAGAAGAGACCUGUUCUAAGAGAAUGUUGGCAAAAGCAUUCUGGAAUGGCGAUGCUCUGUGAGACCAUCGAGGAGUGCUGGGAUCACGACGCAGAAGCCAGGCUGUCGGCGGGGUGCGUAGAAGAACGCAUUAUUCAGAUGCAAAAAUUAACUAACAUUAUAACAACAGAGGACAUUGUGACUGUGGUCACAAUGGUGACAAAUGUUGACUUUCCUCCCAAAGAAUCCAGUCUAUGAUAGUUGCACUGGUCACGUCACUGACCAACGGGACUCUUCACUGGAGCUGCUAAAGCUAACGGGACUGCUGUCGUCAUUGUGUUCUGUGUGAAGCGACCGCGGGGUCUCCGGGAGCAUCUUCAGGAGGUGUUUCCCUUUCUGCUCCCCCUCCUCCUCCCACACACGAAUCCAUGAGACUUUCUGCAUUCCCUGCUGACGCCGGAAGGACGCGUGAUGAGGUGGCAGUGGGCUGCUCAGGGCCUGAAACGAAGGGCGGACCUGGAUGGGCUAACGGAGCGUUUUAAAAACUGACAUCAGAUUUCUUAAUACCUGUCAGAAGAGACUAAUUCCUUAAAUGAACUACUGUUAUUUUUUUUAAAUCAAACAUUUCAUUUCAGAUUUAAAAAAAAGAAAAAAAAAGGGUAACUUGUUUUUAUUGCAUUUGCUGUUGUUUAUAAAGAUGACUAUUGUAAUGCCAAUAUGACACAGCUUGUGAAUGUUUAGUGUGCUGCUGUUCGGUGUACAUAAACAAAAGUAAUCAAGUGGGAUAUAGCAAAGAGGCUUCCAAGUAUUACUUAACCUCCCUCAACAAGGUAUACCUCAGUUUCACCUCUGCUAAAUUAUGAGAUUGACAACACUAACAAAAUUGGAAUAAUAAAUUGAUCCAUGUUUUGUAAAUGAUGUAUUUCAAAUUCACUGUGUUAUUUAAAAAGGGUAAGCUAUGCUUCAUGCCAACAGUAAAUGGCCAUUCCUAAAGCAGUGUUUUUAGCCUUUUUCUUGUACUAGCUUGUUGUGUAUAAAAAAAAAAAA